AUGCCUCUGCCCGGGACAGGUGGAGUUCUAGCCCAGUCCAGGAGGACUAUCCUGGGGCUCAGCCUGAGCCCCUCUCCCCUUUGUAUGCUGCUGCCAUUGAUUAUCCUGCUAACCAGCCCUUUGAGCAGCGUGUGUGGACCAGCUCCCCCAAAGUUCACCAAGAUUCCCACCGACCAGAUCGGAGUAUCAGGGGGCGUGGCAUCAUUUGUGUGCCAGGCCAGUGGAAAUCCCAAGCCUACUGUCUACUGGAACAAGAAGGGCAAGAAGGUCAACUCCCAGCGUAUCGAGGUGACCAUAGAGUUUGAUGAGGGUGCAGGUGCUGUGCUGAGGAUCCAACCGCUCAGAGCACCCCGAGAUGAGAACAUCUACGAGUGUGUGGCACGCAACAGUGAAGGAGAGGUGUCUGUCACUGCAAAGUUGGCUAUUAUCAGAGAGGACCUGCUGCCAUUCGGCUUCCCCAGUAUAGACAUGGGUCCCCAGCUGAAGGUGGUGGAGCGGACGAGGACGGCCACCAUGCUGUGCGCUGCCAGCGGCAUCCCCGACCCAGAGAUCUCGUGGUUCAAAGACUUCCUGCCUGUCGACCCCAGCACCAGCCAAGGUCGCAUCAAACAGCUCCGAUCAGGAGCAUUACAGAUCGAGAACAGCGAGGAAACAGACCAAGGGAAGUACGAGUGUGUGGCCACCAACUCUCAAGGCGUGCGCUACUCCUCCCCCGCAAACCUUUAUGUGCGAGAGCUUCGAGAAGGAGCGACAGACACAUUGCGCCGUGUGCCCCCUCGGUUCUCCAUCCUCCCCUCCAACCAUGAGAUCAUGCCAGGAGGGAGCGUCAACAUCACCUGUGUGGCAGUGGGUUCGCCCAUGCCCUACGUCAAGUGGAUGCUGGGCAGUGAGGACCUGACCCCUGAGGAUGAGAUGCCGAUUGGCCGGAACGUGCUGGAACUCAACGGUGUCCGGGAGUCUGCGAACUACACCUGUGUGGCCAUGAGUAGCCUGGGUAUCAUCGAGGCCACCGCUCAGGUCUUAGUCAAGACUUUGCCAAAGCCUCCCGGCACACCCAUCGUCACGGAGACCACCGCCACCAGUGUGACCAUUACCUGGGACUCCGGCAACCCUGACCCUGUCUCCUACUACAUCAUCCAGUACCGAGCCAAAGGGCCGGACAGCAAGUACGAGACGGUGGACAGCAUCACCACCACCCGAUACAGCAUCGGGGGACUGUAUCCCAACACUGAGUAUGAAAUCAGAGUGUCAGCCUUCAACAGCAUCGGCCAGGGCCCCCCCUCUACGCGUGUGGAGGCUCGGACAGGAGAGCAGGCCCCGGCCAGCCCUCCCCGAAACGUCCAGGCUCACAUCAUCUCUCAGAACACUGUGAUGGUCCGUUGGGAGGAGCCAGAGGAACCCAAUGGACAGGUCAAAGGCUAUCGUGUGUACUACACCAUGGACCCGUCCCGGCCUAUGAAUGAGUGGCAGAUACAUAACGUCCAGGACAGCGUGAUCACCACCAUUCAGAACCUCGUAACCUCCGAAACAUACACCAUCCAAGUCCUAGCCUUCACCUCUGUAGGGGACGGACCCUUCUCAGAUCCCGUCCAUGUUAAAGUCAUGCCUGGAGUCCCAGGCCAGCCGGGGAAGUUUAAAGUCGGUAAGGUGACAGACACCAGCAUAGAGCUGACCUGGGAACCUGCUUACACCAAGGAGGGAAUUGUCAACUAUGAGCUGCUCUACAAACCUGUCAAGUUUGGCAGUUUGGAGAAGCUGACCUUCGGGCCGAGGAAUUCUUACACUGUGGAGGGUCUGAAAGCGAACACCGAGUACUCCUUCUCCCUGGCAGCCAUCUCAAACAAAGGCAUCGGUGCUUUCACUAAUGAACUGGUGCAGAGGACGUCACAAGCCAAUGUGCCGAGGAAUUUUUCAGUCAAUCUGGCCACUAAGACCAGUGUUCUUCUGACCUGGGAGUUUCCAGAGAGCAGCAAUCCCUAUCGCUUCACUGUGGAGUAUAACCGGCAGAAGAUGGAGGUGGAUGCUCGUCUGAGAAAGGCAGUCAUCCCAAACCUUCAGCCCGACACCAGCUACGACUUCAAGAUUACUGCUCCUGAGGGCAACAUGGGAGGCCUUCGCCACCGCAUCACUGCCAAGACCUCCCCUCCAAUCACCAUCCGCCGCCCUGAGAUUGACCACACUCGUGACACUGAGACCACCGUCACCAUAAUCCUGCCCUCGCUGGAGACUCGCACUCCCGUCAAGAAUGUUUAUGUUGUUGUGGUUCCGCUGAGGAGAGCCCGCGGCGUCAUCAGACACCUCAAGAGCCCAGAUGAAAUGGACCUAGAGGAGCUGUUAAAAGACAUCAGUCAAAAGCAGAGGGAUUCUCGGCAGCAGAAGCAGGUGGACUUGCGCCGGGCUUACAUCACAGCCCGAUUCACACCUGCCACCCUACCGGCCUUCUUCACCCUGGGGGACCAGCUGGACUACGGAGGCUUUGAGAACCGAGCUCUAGAGCCAGGGCAGGAGUACGUCUUCUUCAUCCUGGCUGAGCUCAACUCCACUACUGGGAAAAUGUAUGUAGCCAGCCCUUACACGGAUCCAGUAAUUGCCCCAGAUUCAGACCCUCAGCCCCUGGACGCAGGUGAUGGUCUGAUUUGGGUGGUGGGACCUGUCCUGGCUGUGGUCUUCAUCAUCUGCAUCGUCAUCGCUAUCCUCCUUUACAAAAACAGCAAACCUGACAGCAAACGCAAGGACUCUGAACCUGGAACCAAGAGCCUUUUGAGUAACGCAGAGAUGAUGGCCCAUCACCCAACAGACCCUGUGGAGAUGAGACGCAUCAACUUCCAGACUCCCGGAAUGAUGAGCCAUCCUCCCAUCCCCAUCAGCGAGCUGGCUGAGCACAUAGACCUGCUGAAAGCUAACGACAACCUGAGACUCUCCCAGGAGUACGAGUCCAUUGACCCUAGCCAGCAGUUCACCUGGGAACAUUCGAACCUGGAGGUCAACAAGCCCAAGAACCGCUAUGCUAACGUCAUAGCAUACGACCACACCAGAGUCAUCCUGGCCCCCAUAGAAGGUAUCCUGGGGAGCGACUACAUCAACGCCAACUACAUUGAUGGCUACAGGAAGCAGAAUGCCUACAUUGCUACCCAGGGGCCACUGGCAGAGACGUUUGGGGAUUUCUGGAGGAUGGUGUGGGAGCAGCGGGCCGCCUCUGUCGUCAUGAUGACACGCCUGGAGGAGAAGUCACGGAUAAAGUGUGAUCAGUACUGGCCGAGCCGUGGCACAGAGACAUACGGGAUGAUCCAGUUGACCCUGCUGGACACAAUGGAGUUGGCCACUUUCUGCGUUCGCACCUUUUCUCUGCACAAGAGCGGCAGCAGCGAGCGGAGAGAGGUGCGUCAGUUCCAGUUUACAGCCUGGCCAGACCACGGUGUGCCAGAGUAUCCCACCCCCUUCCUCAACUUCCUGCGCAGGGUCAAAGCCUGCAACCCCCCAGACGCCGGACCCAUCAUUGCUCACUGCAGUGCUGGAGUCGGUCGCACUGGCUGUUUCAUCGUCAUCGAUGCCAUGCUGGAGCGUAUUCGACAUGAGCGCACCGUGGACAUCUACGGUCACGUGACCCUGAUGCGCUCACAGAGGAACUACAUGGUGCAGACGGAGGACCAGUACAGCUUCAUCCAUGAGGCUCUGCUAGAGGCCGUGGCCUGCGGGAACACUGAGGUGGCCGCCAGGAGUCUUUACUCCUACAUGCAGAAGCUGUCCAAGGUGGAGAGUGGAGAGCAUGUCACCGGCAUGGAGCUGGAGUUUAAGCGACUAGCUAACACCAAAGCCCACACGUCCCGGUUUGUCACAGCCAACCUGCCUUGCAACAAAUUCAAGAACCGACUGGUCAACAUCAUGCCCUAUGAAACCACCCGCGUCUGCCUCCAGCCAAUCAGAGGCCUGGAGGGCUCCGACUACAUCAACGCCAGUUACAUAGACGGAUACAGGCAGCAGAGAGGCUACAUCGCCACCCAGGGUCCACUGGCUGAGACUACGGAGGACUUCUGGAGGAUGCUGUGGGAACACAACUCCACCAUAGUGGUCAUGCUCACCAAACUGAGAGAAAUGGGCAGGGAGAAGUGUCACCAGUACUGGCCUGCCGAGCGCUCAGCCAGGUACCAAUACUUCGUGGUGGAUCCCAUGGCAGAGUACAACAUGCCUCAGUACAUCCUCCGGGAGUUCAAAGUUACGGAUGCCAGGGAUGGCCAAUCACGGACAGUGCGUCAGUUCCAGUUCACUGAUUGGCCAGAACAAGGUGUGCCCAAAUCUGGGGAGGGUUUCAUUGAUUUCAUUGGCCAAGUGCACAAAACCAAGGAGCAAUUUGGCCAGGAUGGACCAAUCACCGUUCACUGCAGUGCUGGCGUGGGACGGACAGGUGUCUUCAUCACUCUGAGUAUUGUCCUGGAGAGGAUGCGUUACGAAGGGGCAGUGGACAUCUUCCAGACUGUCAAAAUGCUGCGGACACAGAGACCAGCCAUGGUGCAGACUGAGGACGAGUACCAGUUCUGCUACCAGGCUGCUCUGGAGUACCUGGGUAGCUUUGACCACUAUGCAACGUAAGUGAAGAGACAACUAUCCAUCCAUCUUUCUGCUUCGAGGUCCACAAACAAACCAACAAGUGAAACAAGAGAAAGACAGCCCGAAAUAACGUGAACAUCGAACCUUUUCCUGGAGAGAGAUUCAAAGAUGAAUUCUACACCAACAAGGACAAAAAGCAACAACAAAAACAGCAACAAGAAAUCUGUGUCUAACAGCACCCACACUCAUCAGGACCUCCCCCCGAGGAGCUGGUGUGUGUGGAGACUAUCCAUGUGUAAUCCAUAUACUUACCUCAGUGUUCCAGUGUGAAGGACGUAUAAUACAUGUGUGUUGUGGUCAGCUAUCUCCAAUAUGAACCAGUGAAAUACAAAUGGCUUCUGAACAGGAAUUAUGAUACUAUAUGUGUAUAAAAUACAAAAAGAUUUAAAAAAAAAAAAAAAACAAAACACAAAGAGCCUGGAUAUUUGCUGCACCCUAAAUGGGAUUUUUAUCCUCAACUUUGUAUCUAUUGGUUUGGUGUACUAAGGGGUUACAAAGUGCAAAGGUGAACAUUUCUAUGUGUCUGUGAGUCAUAAUAGUUUAAAGCAGAUGACUAGGUUAUGCCUCAGCAGAACCCAGCAGAAGCCUACAGUACGGACUCACCACCCUGAGGACUGUUGGAGAAGCAUGUGGAUGCUCAUUUACCCAACGCACAGUGCCAAGAGAAACCAUGCAGCGUGAACAUGAAACUGUGGCCUACAAGGAGAGAUGGAUCCGUCUUUCAUCCAGCAUAACAUGAAGUCAGACUAGAGGCUGCUCUUAAACGCUGGCCAAGGAUCAGUUCACACUCCCCCGGUCAUGUCCUCACAGCAUAACAGCUGGCCUCAGAACAGUGAUUAGAGUCCAUCAUAUCCUCAACUGGGCUGAGAUUUGUAGUCCAGCGCAUUCUUCAUUCAACAAAGCUUGCUUGCUAUUUGCUGUAGUCCUUGUUCAUCCUCCAGCUCAGACCCUCUUGAUGUCAGUCCCAUUGUGUCAGUUCUACAGUGGCUUAUUGAAAGAGAUGCUAAUGAAAGAAUUGAGCUUCAAUCCCUUUCUUUCUUGAAUUGAAAACCGUUCUCAGCCCAUUUCUGCAGACUUUUGUGUGUUUUUACUGUAUGUCUUUGCCUUAUGCUGGCUGAUUUCUUGCGUUUCAACAUGCUGCCUAAUGCUCAUGCGUCAUGUGCUGAACUUUUAUUGUCAUACAGUAUCUUAACUCGAGGAUGAAAGUUGUUUCCUGACCAUCUUCCUCCUCUGAAGCUUACCUACUUGAAUUGCACCACUUUGGGAUUAAAUCACUCUGACAUUUUACUAUUUCAGGCAAUGAAAGAUAAUGAGAGAAACCCAAAAAACAUUCAGCACAAGUGGUUAAUUGCUCACUUUCAACAGUCCUCUCUCCUUUCCCACCUCCAUAUAAACUCCAUUAAAACUCUCUUUGUCCCCAAAUUACACUGUACAGAACAUCCCAACUUAACCAGUUGAUGUUUUCCCCUCUAACUCCAGUACAACUUCACAAGUCCUUGAUAUUGAUAUAUGUUUUCUUGAUUUGACAUAUAAUCAUAAUUGGUCCCCACGUGGUGAUUGAAGAGCACAGCGAUGUUCCAGUGUAUCAGAAAUCUUGGGCAAUUUCACAGUUUUGUACAUACAGUCUAUCCACGGUACAGUCCUAUACAGUACAGUUACAUGUCUGAGCACAAGAUAUAACAUGGGAUUGGAUGUGAUGUAAUUCUUAUUGUCGCAAAAAAAAGCCUUAUUGUUAUUGUUCACUUUGUCAUAUUUAUUUCAUAUGAUUUUUUAAAAAUAUUUAUUAUUCUAUUUUGUUACUUUUUACGUUUGUUUUUAAUUUAUUUAUUUGGGAUAUUUAGCAACUAUAACCAAUAAGAUGUUGUUUACUUGUUUCUUUGGCGAGCUAAUGUUAAAGUAUGAUAUUGUCACUGUUUUUUAAUUUUCAAUGGUCAGUUUUGGUGCUUUUUUAUUUGCUUUAUUAAUAUAAAGUAUGCCCUCUGUGUAGGGUGCUAUUUGAUACUGAUUACUGAUGUCCGACUAGUUAACUAGAGAUGUACAUUAGAGGCAGACAUAGUUUAAGUUUACAGUGAUGCCCUUUUUAUGCCCUCCCCUUCACGACCUCUAUAGCAACAGCAGCGGUGUGAUCCUAGCAACAGAGGUAUCAUCCAACCCACCGUGGUAGGUUUAAGGGCAUCAGAGAAAUUAGAUUUAUAGAGCAGACUUGUUGGUGAAAACCUGUGGCAAGCUGUUGGUAUUUAGUUUGCUGGAGAGCACAUGGUAGCAAGUGUAUUUUUGACAGAGAAUGGGUAAGAAUCACCCAGCUACACACACCCUCAAAGUUAUUGUUAAAAAUGAAAUUAUUCUGAUAUGAACUUUAUCUGUGGUCCAGAAGUCUUGAUGAUGUGUGACAUAUAUGAAAUAUGUUAUUCCUUCAAUUUCUAAUGAUUAUUGUGUCAAGAGAAAUGUAAAAGGCACACACACAAACACACACACAAAACAUAAUAUGAAAUGUGUUGAGGGCCAGCUCUGAUGACGCCACCCCCCUCACUUAUGUACCUGUUCUUUCCUUUCAAACCAUGGAUGUAGAUAUUGUAUCUUGACUUUGUAUUAAAAGCAGGAUGAUUGGAUAUACAGCACAAA
This is a messenger RNA of Toxotes jaculatrix (banded archerfish), 7227 nucleotides long. RefSeq names its product receptor-type tyrosine-protein phosphatase S-like. The coding region runs from base 1 to 4587 and encodes 1528 amino acids. Gene Ontology annotation, molecular function: protein binding; protein tyrosine phosphatase activity. Lineage: Eukaryota; Metazoa; Chordata; Actinopteri; Toxotidae. The transcript has 31 exons. The record is from RefSeq and is a predicted model, not a curated record. Gene Ontology annotation, biological process: protein dephosphorylation.